Messenger RNA from Silurus meridionalis, 10560 nucleotides. It is a transcript of the gene tenm1, whose product is annotated as teneurin transmembrane protein 1. Gene Ontology annotation, biological process: signal transduction; neuron development; heterophilic cell-cell adhesion. Gene Ontology annotation, cellular component: neuron projection; membrane. NCBI's taxonomy places the organism in Eukaryota, Metazoa, Chordata, Actinopteri, Siluriformes, Siluridae. The record is from RefSeq and is a predicted model, not a curated record. Gene Ontology annotation, molecular function: cell adhesion molecule binding; protein homodimerization activity; protein heterodimerization activity.
UUUUCUCAUGUGAUUGUAUUGUGGUGUGGAAUAAGGGUGUGAUGUUCACGAGACCAGGAUUAAAACAAUAUCUCUCAUUAUCCGGUGUGAACGGAUUCCACGGAGUUUAUGCCUGGAUUUUAUUCCGUGACUACAGGAUUUAAAGGAGCUAAAGAACACGUUCUGGCAACCCAGGGCACACGCAUCUACAUACACACACACACACACACACACACACACACUGUCACCACGCACACACAUCAGCUCUCGCGCGCUGGUGGUGAGUGCGUUUUUUUUCUCCCUCUCCCGGUAACCGGAGCGCCGCCGCCACUGCUGCUGCUGCUGCCGGACUGGAGCGCGGACUGGAGCGCGGACUCUCCUCCAAGCCCGUGACGGAUAAAAAAAUAUAUCAUACAGGCUCGAGCUUGCUUGACAAUACCGACAAAAACACACGCAUUAAACACACGCGUGUAUAUAUAUUUAUAUAUACACACACAUACACGCACACACACCACCGGGCGCGCGCGCGCUUGCGAUGAGAGCCGACUGUUCUUCAUUGACGCUGCGCGCGACGCCGUGGGACGCCGCUGACGGUUUUGCCGAGACUCUGCGUUGCGCGUGUGCAUACGAGAAGAGUGUGUGUGUAUGCUGAAGCAGCUGUGUGAUUAGGAGGGGCUGUGGGAGAUUGUGUGUGUGUGUGUGUGUGUGUGUGUGUGUGUGUGUGUGUGUGUGUGUGUGUAAGUACAGGUGAGUGCAGUCAUGGAUGAGAACGUGUACCAGUCCUUAUCUCGUCCUCGAAUGGAGCUCAGCUACUCCAGUUCUUCUGAGGAAGAGGACGAGGCCAACCUCCGUCACAAACACUACAGAGACUCUCGCGCUCACUCACACACUCACACCGAGUACGAACCCGACCGCAGGUUCACCUACAACAGCCACAAAAUACGCAGGAAACCCCACGACGUCACAGCCAAGGAUUUCCAAACCGAACUCCACUCGGCCAAUCAGGAGCUUGCAUACCCUGGCGGCGGCUCCCUGGGCAUGGCCUCAGACCCUGAGUCGGUGGGCGGGGCUUCCCCUGACCACGCCCUCCGUCUGUGGAUGCAGGAAGUGAAGUCUGAGCGAAGUUCUCGUGCCUCGAGCCGGGCGAACUCACUCCUCUCUCUCACCGACACCGAGCAGGAGGGGCGGGGCGAGCAAGAGAACGACAAUGAUCUGCCUUCCAGUCCUGUAGGUCGAUUCUCCUUCCGUCCUCUUCCUCCUCCUCCUCCUCCUCCUCAUGCAUGUGUGUGUUCUCCCACAUCCGGCGUUCCAGAACCCAUCCAGAGGAACACGCUUCCGACAAGGAACCACCAGACGGAGAACAAAACACAGCAGGACAAAACACACAACACCUGGGCUCUGAACAGCAACAUCCCACUGGAGACCAGGCACUUCCUGUUUAAACACGGCUCGGGUUCAUCGACGCUUUUUAACGCGACCAAUCAGAACUACCCUCUGACCUCCAGCACGGUGUAUUCUCCACCCCCGAGGCCAUUACCCAGAAGCCCCAUCUCCAGGCCGCUGUUCUCCUUCAGUAAACCGUAUCGCUGCUGUAACUGGAAGUGUACAGCGCUGAGCGCCGCCGCCGUCACCCUCACACUCGCCCUACUGCUCACUUACGUCAUCGAUAAGGAGGUGUGGCCUCGUGGGCGGGGCUACGAUGUGGGCGAGGUCGAGGUCAAAGGUCGGCUCCUCCAGGUCAUUCCACCCAGCAGCUUCUGGAGAUUCAGCAUGGUUCUGCAGCAUCCUGAGUUCAUCCGCUUUAAUGUCACACACACACACACUGCACUGCUGGGCAUCUAUGGCAGGAGGAACACACCACCUACACACACACAGUUUGAUUUUGUAAAACUGCUGGAUGGAAAGCCACAGCAGGAUGGAUGGAGCGUUGCCAUGGCGACCGUGUUUAUGGAGUAUCUGGACGCAGGGACGUGGCACAUCGGCGUCUACAAUGAUGGGAGAAAACCGGAGCAGGUGAAGGUGCAGAGCACGGCUGUAGAAAUGAGCGACGGUUGUUCCACGAACUGUAAUGGGAACGGAGAGUGUGUUUCGGGUCACUGUCACUGUUUCACCGGUUUCCUCGGGCCAGACUGUUCAAAAGACUCAUGCCCGGUGUUGUGUAGUGGUAAUGGCGAGUAUGAUAAGGGUGUGUGUGUGUGUCACGCUGGCUGGAAGGGAGCAGAGUGUGAGGUGGAGGACGGGCAGUGUAUCGAUCCCACCUGCUCCAACAACGGAGAGUGUGUUGACGGAGUGUGUGUGUGCGCGCCAGCCUUUAAAGGCAACAAUUGCGAGGAAGUGGACUGCAUCGACCCCACAUGUUCAGGUCGAGGCGUGUGUGUCCGUGGGGAGUGUGUGUGCUCUGCAGGGUGGGGUGGAGAGAUGUGUGAGAAUCCUCUCCCGGCCUGUAAGGAGCAGUGCUCGAGACAUGGAACGUACCAUUCUGAAACAGGGGUGUGUGAGUGUGAGCAGGGCUGGACUGGAACUGACUGCUCUACAGAAGUGUGUCCUGUGCCAUGCAGCGUCCAUGGUUUGUGUGUUGGUGGGCGGUGUCAGUGUGAGGAUGGGUGGGUGGGGCCAUCCUGUGACAGACAGGCCUGCCAUCCAAUCUGUGAGGAGCAUGGGGAAUGUAAGGACGGGCAGUGUGUGUGUCACCCCGGCUGGGAGGGAGAGCACUGUACUAUCGCUCAUUACCAGGAUUUGCUGGAUAAAGGAGUGUGUCCUGGUCUGUGUAACAGUAACGGCCGGUGUGUUCUCGGGCAGUAUGGAUGGAGAUGUGUGUGUCAACCCGGCUGGAGCGGAGACGGCUGUAACAUCGUCAUGGAGACGCAGUGCGGUGAUAGCAGCGAUAAUGAUGGCGACGGCCUUGUGGACUGUACAGACCCGGAUUGUUGUAGUCAGCAGGUGUGUGUGAACUCCCCUCUCUGUCAGGGCUCACCUGACCCCCGUGAUAUCAUCCAGCAGAGCUCCGCCUCCUUCACGCCACGCCCUCCAGCUUCGUUUUUUGAGCGAGUGCGUUUUCUUGCCGGGAACACACACACACUACCUGGAGAUGUGCAGUGGGACACCAGUCGUGUGUGUGUGAUCAGAGGUCGUGUGUUUGCACCUGAUGGAACUCCGCUGGUUGGUGUAAACGUCACAUUUCAGCAGAAACCCGAAUACGGUUUCACACUCAGCCGGCAAGACGGCAGCUUUGAUCUGAUGGCUGUAGGGGGCGCGUCCGCGACACUGCUUUUCCAGCGAGUGCCGUUCCUCACUCAAUCCCGAUCCAUAUGGUUACCAUGGACUCGUUUUGUUGUCAUUGAGCGGGUGAUGAUGUCACGGGUUGAGGCUCCUCCCCCCACAUGUGAACACAAGAACCUGGUUGGACCGAGUCCUGUUGUUCUUCCUGCUCCUCUCACACUGUUUGCAGGACAAUGUGAGGAAAGAGGACCGGUCAUACCUGAGCUACAGGUGGUUCAGGAGGACAUCGAGAUGGCGGGAAGUUUCGUGAAGUUGAGUUACGUGUCGUCACGUGCUCCGGGUUACCUGUCUGUCCUGCGUGUGCUCCUGACUCCGCCCCUCAUCCCUCUGGGGCUGCUCAGGGUCCACGUCUCCGUGAGUGUGGAGGGGACGAUGAUGUCCAAAACGUUCCCCGCUGAACCCAACCUGAGCUACGUGUACAGCUGGAACAAGACAGAUGUGUAUGGACAGCUGGUCAGCGGCCUUACACAGGCACUCGUCUCUGUAGGGUAUGAGUAUGAGGUGUGCCCUGACUUCAUCCUGUGGGAGGACAGUGUGGUGGAGCUGCAGGGAGCUGAGCUGAUCUCAUCACACUUGGGCGGCUGGACUCUCGACAAACAUCACACACUGCACGUGGAGAGUGGAACCCUUUACAAAGGGGACGGAGAAAACGUCUACAUUUCCCAUCAGCCCCUGCUCAUCUCCACGGUGAUGGGGACGGGGGCGGUGCGUCCGCUUGCCUGCCCGAGUUGUAACGGCCCAGCAGCCAAUCAGAAGCUGUUCUCCCCGGUGGCGUUGGCGUGCGGGUCAGACGGCAGCGUGUACGUCGGAGAUUUCAACUUCAUCCGCAGGAUAUUACCGAGCGGAAUCAGCACCAACCUGCUGGAGCUCAGAAAUCGAGACAUCAGGCACAGUGGAGGUUCUGUCCAUCAGUACUACCUGGCGGUGGAUCCUGUAAGCGACUCUCUCUACGUCUCGGACUCAGUGGGUCUGAAGCUGCUGCGUCUCAUUUCAGUGAGUGAAGUGCGCGAGGUAGGGCGCAACACAGAGGUGGUGGCAGGAACCGGAGAGAAGUGCACUCACUUCAACCUCAAAGAGUGUGGAGACGGAGGGAAAGCUACAUACGGCCUCACGGCACCUAAAGGUAUUGCAGUUGAUAAGCGUGGCGCUGUGUUCUUCGUGGACGGAGCGGCUGUAAGGAAAGUCGAGAGCGGCACCAUCACCACGGUGAUCGGCUUAAAUGCUGUCACGGCAACUCAGCCGAUCAACUGUGACACCUACAUGGACGCCAGUCAGGUACGUCUCGAGCGACCCACAGACCUGGCAGUGAAUCCUGUAGACAACUCCCUCUAUGUUCUGGACAAUAAUGUGGUCCUGCAGAUCACAGAGACGGGGCUUGUGAAAAUUGUUGCUGGGAGACCGGACCACUGCCCAAGCCCAUCUGCCUCGGAUCCUAUCAGGUCGUCCAUACGUGCUCCCCUUGAAGUCACUAAAGCCAUCACGGUGAGCCACCAGGGGACGCUGUACAUCUCCCAGACGGAUGACAGGAAAGUGCAUCGUAUCUAUGAAGUGAGCACCAAUGGAGAGAUGUCCGUCAUCAGUGGGGCGAUCAGCGAGUGCGACUGUAAGAUCGACCCUGACUGCGAAUGUUUCUCAGGCGAUGGUGGUUACGCUCGUGAUGCCAAGUUGAAGUCUCCAACAUCUCUGGCUGUGUCUCCUAACGGGACCCUGUUUGUAGCCGACGUGGGCAACCUGCGUGUCCGUGCGAUCACUCCGUCUCUUCCACGCCUCUCCUCCUCCUCCUUCUCCUCCUCCUCUUCCUCCACUCGUCUAUUUGAGAUUCCCUCCAUCUCUCAGCAGGAGCUCUACGUUUUUGCGGCGAACGGUUCGCACCUGUACACUCGCUCUCUGGUCACCGGCCACUUCUUGUUUAACUUCAGCUACACCGGGGCGGGGCUCCUCAACACAGUCAUGGCCGCCGCUCCUGAGGGUGGAGUGGUCACCGUAAGGCGGGACUCAAACGGUGCUCCGCUCUGGUUGGUUGUCCCAGGGGGGCGGGUCUACUGGCUCACCAUUAGCAGUGUGGGAACCCUGAGGAGAGUCUCCGCCCUAGCGCAUGAACUGGCUCUACUCAGUUACCACGGCAACACGGGACUGCUGGCAACCAAGAGUGAUGAAAACGCCUGGACCACUGUCUACGAGUACGACAUCGACGGGCACCUGAUCAACAUGACCUUGCCGACGGGAGAGGUCAGUGGGUACCACGGCAUCAUGGAGAGCUCGGUCAGGGUGGAGUGCACUUCAAACCGAGGGCACUUCAUGACCAUCACUAACCACUCAGAGGACAGUACGAUGUAUACUCUGCGGCAAGGUCAUGCGGGGAGUGUGUAUCGUGUGAGCGGAGAUGGUUCUCUGUCCGCCACAUACUCCAGCGGUAUGGAUGUGACUCUAAGCACGGAGCCCAACAUGGGGGCGGGGCCAUUACCGGGGCUGUUGCCAGGGGCGAUCCACCCCACCGUGGGCAGGUUCAACAUCACGCUGCCAGGAGAACAGAGCUCGAGCCUGAUCGAGUGGAGGCAGAGGCGAGAGCAGAGCCGAGGCAACUAUAGUGUCUACGAACGCAGACUGCGGGCUCACAACAGGAACGUGCUCUCGAUCGACUACAACCAGGCGACUCGCGUGGGGAAGAUUUAUGACGAUCACCGUAAGUUCACGCUGCGUGUUCAGUACGACGAGCUCGGCCUCCCGGUGCUCUGGACUCCCAGCAGGUACAGCGAGGUGAAGGUGAGCUACACCACCACGGGCCUCGUCUCCCUCAUCCAGAGAGGGAACUGGAGCGAGCGCAGAGACUACGACAACGCCAGGCUCGUCAGCCGCACCUGGGCCAACGGCAACACCUGGAGCUACACCUUCCUGGAGAAGUCCAUCCAGCUGUUGCUGCAGAGUCAGCGUCGCUACACGUUCGAGUUUGAUCAGAUGGACCACCUCUUGUCCGUCACUCUUCCCAGCAUGGUGAAACAUGGCCUGCAGACGGCGCUCUCCAUCGGCUACUACCGCAACACCUACACGCCCCCGGAUGGCCCCGCCCACUCUGUGGUUCAGGACUACGCCCACGACGGGCGCCUCCUCCGGACGCUGUACCUGGGAUCGGGGAGGCGUGUCGCGUACAGAUACGGUCGAGCGUCACGUCUCAGCGAGGUCCUUUAUGACUCGACGGUGGUCAGCUUCACCUACGACGAGGCCUCGGGGGCUUUAAAGACCAUCCACCUGAUGCAGGAGGGCUUUGUGUGCACCAUACGCUACAGGCAGACAGGUCCGUUAGUGGGUCGUCAGAUCUACCGUUUUAGUGAGGAGGGUUUAGUGAACGCACGCUUCGACUACAGCUACAACAACUUCCGGGUCACAAGCAUGCAAGCGAUGAUCAACGAGACACCGCUUCCCAUCGACCUGUACCGGUACGUGGACGUGUCGGGACGUAUCGAGCAGUUCGGCAAGUUCAGCGUGAUCAGCUACGACCUGAACCAGGUGAUCACUACGCACGCAAUGAAGCACACCAAGAUCUACAAUGCGAACGGGCAGCUCAUCGAGGUCCAGUAUGAGAUCCUGAAGUCUAUAGCCUUCUGGAUGACGCUGCAGUACGAUGGCGCGGGACACGUCAGCGCGUGCGACGUGCGCGUUGGCGUCGAUGCUAACGUCACGCGCCACACUUACCGCUACGACGCAGACGGCCAGCUGGCAUCGGUGUCAGUAGAUGACCGUCCCAUGUGGCGCUACGGCUACGACCUGAACGGAAACAUCAAUCUGCUGAGUCACGGCGACGUCAACAUUAAUGGACGGCUUACACCGAUACGCUACGAUCUCCGAGAUCGCAUCACACGCCUUGGAGAUGUCCAGUACCGCAUGGAUGAGGACGGGUUCCUGCACUCACGUGGCACCCUUGUGUUCCGUUACAGCGCUAACGGCCACCUACAGGGGGCGGUAGAUCGCCAGACGGGCCGCCGCAUUUCCUAUCGAUACGAUGGACUCGGAAGACGCGUUUUCACGCAAACCAGCGAUGGUACACGGGUUCAGUUUUUCUACGCCGAUCUGAAUGAACCGACCCGCGUCACGCAUCUUUACGAUCACGCCGCCUCCGAGAUCACUUCGCUCUACUACGACCUGCAGGGUCACCUGAUUGCUAUGGAGAUGAGCAGUGGCGAGGAGUUCUACGUGGCGUGUGACGUGGCAGGGACGCCGCUUGCCAUCUUCAGCAGCCGAGGCACCGUGGUCAAGGAGAUCCGAUACACGCCGUACGGAGACGUCUACCGCGAUUCGAACCCGGCCUUCGCGCUGCCGUUCGGGUUCCACGGAGGGCUCUACGACCCCCUCACGCGCCUGGUCCGCAUCGGGCGCCGUGACUAUGACACCGUCGCUGGGAGAUGGACCACGCCCAAUCACGACCUGUGGGCGGAGAUGAGCGAGGAUCCCAAACCGUUCAACCUGUAUGCAUUCAAGAACAACAACCCGCUGGGUGACGUGCAAGAUGUCACCAAGUUUACCACAGAUGUUAGCAGCUGGCUGCAGCUGUUUGGCUUCCAACUCCAUAACGUAGUUCCCGGCUUUCCCACGCUGCCGGUGGAGAAAACCCAACACACAUACGAGAUGAUGAACACACAGACACGAACACACAGCUGGGAGCCGAACAAGGUCGUUCUUGGAGUUCAGUGUGAGCUUCAGAGGAGACUUCAGAGCUUCAUCUCAUUGGACCGCCUCCCCAUGAGCUCGGCCAACGGGAAGCCGGGAACCAAGCGUACGCUCCGGCCCGGCUUCUCCGCCCUCUCCUCCAUCUUUGGCAAAGGUGUGAAGUUUGCUAUCCACGAAGGUGUCGUGGUGACGGAGAUAGUGGGCGUGGCUAGCGAGGACGGGCGUCGCGUGGCGUCGCUUCUGAAAGGCGCUGUCUACUUAAGCGACCUCCACUUCACCGUCUCCGGGCGCGACACGCACUAUUUCUGCAAGGCUAGCUCGCUGGAAGCGGACCUUGCCGUGGUCGGAGUCGGGGGCGGAGCCAGGGUUCUGGAGAACGGCGUGAACGUGUCGGUUUCGCAAAUGAGCGCGGUAAUGGGUGGAGAAACGCGGCGCUUUGCAGAAAUCGUCCUCCAGCAGGGGGCGCUCGGUUUGCACGUGCGCUACGGCGCAACGCCGGACGAGGAACGAGUGCGAGUGAUCGAGACGGCGCGGGCAAGGGCGGUGCGAGGGGCGUGGCUAAUGGAGCAGAGACGAGUACGCGAGGGAGAAGGAGGAAUCAAGGCGUGGACGGAGAAAGAGAAGGAGGAGCUUCUUUCCGAGGGGCACGUCACGGGUUACGACGGAUUUUACAUCCUGCCUGUGGAACAGCAUCCUGAACUGGCCGAUAGUCCAUUUAAUGUACAGCUAAUCAGACAGACUGACGCUGGGCGUAGGUAACACACACACACACACACACACACACACACACAAGCGUUUCUCAGCUUUCUUUCCAGGAUGUUGCCAAGGCAAAAACAAAGAAAGACUUCUUAGACUCUGGAAUGCGAUCAAACAAUGCAUCAUGAUGUUAUUUGAGGAAGUGCCCUGUUUGCAAGCUUUACAUUUAUUACUUUUUUGUGUUAAUGUUUUAUUCGUGACGCAAAAGCCUUCUGUUCGGACCUGAAAUGCCUCUGCUUUCCUUAAUCCCCCCGGCGAAAAGACCUGAAGACAAAACCGCCCUUGUGAAUAUUCUGAAAAUAUCCGACGAGUGCGACGUCGCGUACAGACCCCACGCUCAUCCGUCUGUGUGGAAAGAUCACGUGGACGUUAAAGUGACAGAAAAAGAAAACUUGGGGAGGGUUAAUUAAGGAUAUCAUUCCCGGGAACAUCAUCUUUUAGCUUUCUUUUGUGGAUUCGGACGCCUCGGAUUGGAAAACCGUCACAUAUCACACGGCCCGACGGCGUUCCCUCACUCCUGUGGCCUUCUACUAUCACCUGCUUUAGAGGAUCUUUCUGUUUUAAACAGCAUUCCGGAAUUCGAUAGGAACUGCAGAAUCGUCUGCUUUGCGACGCAAUCCGGGAUUUUAUCUUUUGUCUAAUGUAUUUUUUUGUCGUUUUUUUUCUGGUUUUCUGUCAUUUUUGAAGUCAGGAGUUUUUUUUUCUUCCCUUUGAAAAUUCCCAUUCCGCUAAAUUUAUGUUGAAACGACGUUCCAGGAUCUGCUCUUUAAAUGGCAUUCCAGAAUUUUUCUUAUUGGAAUUAUUAUUAUUAUUAUUAUUAUUAUUAUUAUUAUUAUUAUUAUGUUUAAAUGAAACUACAAAAUCUCCAAAGUUUUUUACAAGGAACCAGUUUGAAAAAACAAAAAACUAACUAAGAAAUAAAAACCUGAUUAACUCGAGUAGCAUUCCGGAGCCUCCAGUUUCAACGGAAUUCUGCAAUUAAUUAUUACUUCGUUUCUGAGUUUCUUUUUUUAGUUGCUUACUUUUAUAAUGAAAACCAACACGCAGUAUUGUUAUUAUUCAAAGUGGCAUUCCCCGGAAUUCUGCCAUGUUCUUUUAAAGUAUUAAGAUGAAAUCUUCUGCCCGGUUUGCCGGUGAUGGUUUCUGUUCAAAUGAAAAUUCCAAGAAUGUUCCGCAGAAAUGGGAAUUCUGGAAUCGUGUUCAAUAUGUGAAUCUCUUAUGUGAAUUGAAUUCAGGACUCCUGUGACUAAAAUGGGAAUUCUGGAAUCCUGGUUUUAAAGGGCAUUCCGAAACCAUCUACAUGAAUGACAUUCUGGAAUCUUUUUGGACGUCAUGCCGGAAUCUUUAGUUUAAAUGGCAUGCUGGCUGUGUUUUUUCUGGACUCUGAUCGUGUGCCUAAUCUGCUGCCGUCUUGCGCUUUUCCAAACCACUAAAAGAACCGGGUUUUAACCGGCAAAGCUUCAGUUCCUUUUCAGCACCGAUAAGAAACUGCAGGACUGCAGAACUGAGGAACCCGUGAGGUCACAGGCUGGGGGGAGGGGUGUUGGGAGGGUGGGGUUUUUCGGGGUCAUUUUGCUGCCAUGAAGACAAUUCAUAAAGUCACCUCGCUAUCACGAUCCUGAGAAAGGAGCAGAGAGGAAUGUUUAGAGGAAGAAUUAUGUGUGAGAUCAGGAGCUGGAGAAGAAACGCUCGAUGACUGAAUACUCGACCAUCGUCGCUAUCGCUAACAAAACUUCGUUUGAGCAGCUAUACGUAAAAAAAAAUCAUAAUAAAAACAAUGGAGUGUUGCCGUUGUCUUUCUCUGUGCUGUGUAUAGAAGCUGAAUGCUCAGAUGGUUGAAAAUGUGUUCGCAAAUCCACAAGUAAAACAUGAUGUGAAGUUCAA